AUGUUCCAGUCACAUCUCAGCCUCUUUUCAGAUGGCCAUAAACUAUGUUUGUUUGUGGUGCUAUUUUAAGUGAAGGACCGGUCUGCCAAAUGCAUAAGAAACCUCGGUUCAUUAGUAUAAAGCACUGACUUAAUCAUUCUCAUCUCAUCUCAUCUGCCCUUGUGCUCCUCGAGUUACAAGCACACAGCCAGUAGAGAUUUUCGUACUGAACAAAGCGUCGAGGCGCUUUUCGAGAGAUCGAGAGUCCUGGAAAGCAAGCAUUUUUGUAUCAAUGGGCGAUUACUGGUCGUGGGCUAAGAACGAGCAGAGAGUGAUGAUGAGCAACAAUGGAGAUUUCGAAGAGGGAGACGUGUGGUCGGUCGCGAGCAAGGGGAGGGAAGACUCGACCCCUGCCGCUGCCGCCGCGAGGAACUCCAUCCACAAGAGCCUCGCCGGUUCCUCGUCCGCAUGGCAGUAUUCCACAGCUCCCAAAACGAUCCCAAGAAGACCCGCCAGUCAAGAAACCGGGAAGCUGCGCCAGCGGUCGUCAGCCCCGGUCAACAUCCCCGACUGGUCGAAGAUUUAUGGCAACAAGAGGGGCGACGGAUUGGAUGGCGAGCACGAGCACGGCCAUGGCGGGUACAGCAAUGAUGGCGACGACGGCGGCGACGAUGAGGACGACGACGACGAUGGCGGCGACGGCGACAUGGUCCCGCCGCACGAAUGGGUGGCGAAGAGGCUGGCGAGGACCAGGAUUUCUCCGUUCUCCGUCUGCGAAGGUGUUGGCAGGACUUUGAAAGGGAGGGAGCUUAGCAGAGUGAGGAAUGCGAUCCUGACGAAAACUGGCUUCCUGGAGUGAACUGCUCCCUUCCCUUCGUUUUUUCUUUUCCCUCUCCUCGGACUUUUUAAUUUUUGUUCGACGUCGGCGGUGGCAAAAGCGCGACCCUUAUGUCUUACGAUGAUAUAUUAGCCUAGGGACAGAUCAUCGGACUCUUUCGAACAUUUAUCGCAUGUGAUGUCUCCACAUCACUCGCGAGAAGAUCGCUAAUUUUGUCCUAGAUUGAAUGCAGAAUCCUAGUCCUUUUUCUUUUCCCCUCUCUUUUAGCUCUCACUCCAAGUCAUCUUUUAGGGAGUCCACAACUUACAAAUGUGCCUCCAAAGAACCACUGGCCGUUGCAGCGUGGAUGGUAGAGCCUUUACUCUCCCCGAUGGAGGCCAAGGUUCGAAGCCCCUGCAAAACAGGGAGACUGAAGCGCUGUAUGGUGAUUUACGCGUGUCGCCGGGUAGUGAUUUCCUUGCUAUCGACACCUGGGGGUUUACGUGAACGGCUGCCGGCCACAGUAGCGAUUCCUCCAGCAUCGAAAAAAAAAAAAUGUGCCUCCAAAGAAAGGACACUUAACUUCAAUGGGGAAGUCAAGGCUAUCCUAAGGAUUUGUCUUUACUUUCUCUCUACACAAAAGGUGCAAGAGAAUAAAGAAAGGGUUGGCAGAAUUUGUGAUUUCUUUCGCUGAAUUUGAUGAAGUUCAAUUUGUGAUUCAAUGAAUCUGAGUGUAGUUGCUGUCUAGAAGGUGCAAGAGAAUGAACAGAGACUGAGAUGCAGUGUUGGUUCA
This is a messenger RNA of Eucalyptus grandis, 1589 nucleotides long. Its product is annotated as ATPase family AAA domain-containing protein At1g05910. The coding region runs from base 272 to 838 and encodes 188 amino acids. The record is from RefSeq and is a predicted model, not a curated record. NCBI's taxonomy places the organism in Eukaryota, Viridiplantae, Streptophyta, Magnoliopsida, Myrtales, Myrtaceae. The transcript is spliced from 2 exons.